Dentiscutata heterogama is the source of this 1092-nucleotide messenger RNA. The record is from the annotation of a GenBank genome assembly. Lineage: Eukaryota; Fungi; Glomeromycota; Glomeromycetes; Diversisporales; Gigasporaceae.
AUGGAGAAUGCGGUUAAACGAGAAUUGUAUGAAGAAACAGGUCUAAAAAUUAAAUACGGAUUAAGCUUAAUUGGGGUUUUCAAAAAGCAGGAUUAUGAAGUUUAUGUUUAUAAAUUCCUAGUUGAUGAUGUGAAUCAAGUUCGGUUAAAUGAACCUGAUAAACACGAAGAAUGGUUUUUUACCAAUAAAUUUUACGAAUAUCCUUUAACACCAAGUAUGGAAUUUUUUAAACAAAGGAUUCUUGAGAGUGUGAUACCGUAUUAUAUUGUUUUUUCGGGGGCUACUUGUGUUGGUAAAUCUACAAUAAUAAAACAAAUAGGAGAAUAUAUAGAAGAUAGAGGAUUUGAAGUAUGUAUUGUAAAUGAAUCAAUAUUGAAAGGAGAUGAAUAUUUAUUAAAUUUAAAAGAGAAAAAUAUUGAAGCUUUUGAAUAUGGAUUGUUAAAUAGAUAUCAUAAUCGUCGUAUUGAAUUAGCAAAAGAAAUUAAUUUUAAACGAUUUGUAAUUGUUGAUAGAGAAGUUUUUGAUGGGGAUAUUUAUAAACAAAUUUAUGGGUUUGAUGGGAAGGUUAUUAUGAAAGAACGAAUGCCAAGAUUGAUUAAUACUCAGAUGUUGCAAACCGAAGAAAUUAGACAAUGUUAUGAAAAUAAUUUUUUAAAUAUUUAUCCUGAUGCUAUAUUAAUUGAAAAUAAUGGUAAAAUUAGAAAUACGAUUGUGAUUACGGGAACGAUUGGUGCUGGUAAAACUCAAUUUGCACAAAGUUUACUUCAAAAUUUUGAAAAAGAAGGAAAACGAGUUUUACUUGGAAAAGAAGUUUCCUUGUUGAUCGAAGAAGAACUUAAUCUUUAUUAUGAGGCGCUAAAUAAUAAUCCAAAAGAUGAAUCAAUUGUCUUUUGGUAUCAAGAUAAAAUUAUUCAAGAAUACCAAAAAUAUAUGAAUAGUAUCACAUAUUGGAUGUACGAUAUUGUUAUUCUUGAUCGGUCAUAUUUGGAUGUUAAUUUUUUUUCUACAUUAGCUAUUAAAAGUGAUUUUGAGUUUAUCAAAGAGAAUUGGUGUAUCGGUGUUAAAUCAGAUCUUAGUUUAGUUGAUAAUUAA